Pan troglodytes (chimpanzee) is the source of this 2858-nucleotide messenger RNA. RefSeq names its product cell division cycle 20B (gene CDC20B). Gene Ontology annotation, cellular component: anaphase-promoting complex. The coding region runs from base 178 to 1611 and encodes 477 amino acids. The record is from RefSeq and is a predicted model, not a curated record. NCBI's taxonomy places the organism in Eukaryota, Metazoa, Chordata, Mammalia, Primates, Hominidae. The transcript has 11 exons. Gene Ontology annotation, biological process: positive regulation of ubiquitin protein ligase activity; positive regulation of anaphase-promoting complex-dependent catabolic process; anaphase-promoting complex-dependent catabolic process. Gene Ontology annotation, molecular function: protein binding; anaphase-promoting complex binding; ubiquitin ligase activator activity.
GCAGCGGCGGUGGGAGGAGUGGGGGACCUGGAGGGAGGUGGUGAAAUAGAAUGGUCCUGGGGGACGGGACUCCAGGGGUUUGACGAUUGGGCGUCAAGACUGACUUAGACCUGGGAAGAAAACCAGAGGCAGUCGAGCAGAGAGGCCAAACGCCAGGCAGGGCGAAGUCAGCCGGAGAUGGACUGGAAACUGGAGCGCACCGCGCCUCGGAGGGUCCGCACGGAAGAGGAGGUGCUGUGGGAAAGUAUCAUGCGUGUGCUCUCCAAAGACUUGAAGCAGAAGAGAAGUCAAGACUCCGCCAACGUACUCGAUUCAGUUAAUGCUACGUAUUCUGACUUUAAGAGCAACUUUGCGAAGAGGCUGUCUGCAGAGGUUCCUGUUGCGAGUAGCCCCAUUACCACAAGGUGGCAGCAAAGUCAAACUAGGGCUCUGUCCUCUGAUUCCUUUGGGGAAGAGCAGUCAACCACCUACCUCCCAGAAGCUUCCGGAUCAGUGCUGAAGACACCGCCUGAGAAAGAGACCUUGACUCUAGAAUCCUGCAAAGAACAACUGAAGACCCCCAGCAAAGGAAUUUCUGAAACAAGUAACUCUGCUCUCCGUUUUUGCAAGGCACCUCAUGCAAUGGACAGAGACUGGAAAGAAAGUGUUGCCUCAAAAGGGCAGAAAUGCCUAAAACAACUCUUUGUAACCCAGAACGUGGUUCAGCAGGCUAAUGGAAAAAUGCAGCUCUGUGAGCAAUCCCAAUGUGUUUGGAAAGGCUGCAAAGAUGGAGUCAGAGAUGAAUCCUUCCAUCUUAAAAGGUCUGGUGAUAUAAACGAUUCCAUACUCCAACCAGAGGUGAAGAUUCAUAUUACUGGUCUUCGAAAUGACUACUAUCUGAAUAUCCUAGAUUGGAGUUUUCAGAAUCUUGUUGCCAUAGCCCUGGGCUCUGCUGUAUACAUCUGGAAUGGGGAGAACGACAAUGGGAUUGAAAACAUAGACUUAAGUCUCACUUGUAACUAUAUCUCUUCUGUGUCCUGGAUAAAAGAGGGAACUUGCCUGGCAGUUGGCACCAGCGAGGGAGAAGUGCAAUUAUGGGAUGUGGUAACUAAAAAGCGGCUGAGAAAUAUGCUUGGUCAUUUGUCAGUAGUUGGGGCUCUGAGCUGGAAUCACUUUAUCCUCAGCAGUGGGUCAAGACUGGGGCGUGUUUAUCAUCACGAUGUUCGGGUAGCCCAGCAUCAUGUUGGAACACUUCGCCACAAGCAAGCUGUGUGUGCUCUGAAGUGGUCACCGGAUGGCAGGCUGCUUUCCAGUGGCUGCAGUGAUGGACUGCUGACAAUAUGGCCCCACGAUCCAGGUGCCAGUGCACAGGGCCAGCCGCUGAAAGUCAUACCCCAGUCUACAGCAGUCAAGAUUUGUUCCUUAAUCUGGCUACCUAAGACAAAGGAGAUUGCAACUGGCCAAGGUACUCCCAAGAAUGAUGUGACUGUGUGGACCUGUCCCACUGUGUCCAGGUCAGGUGGGUUUUUUGGCCACAGGGGCAGAGUGCUGCACCUGGCUUUGAGUCCAGACCAGACCCGGGUGUUUUCUGCUGCAGCUGAUGGGACGGCCUCUGUAUGGAAUUGCUACUAGCACCCAGCCCCUCUAGGUUUCAGUUUCCUUAUUUCUAAGUGAAGAUGAUGAUGUUGGCUAUGUCUUCUCCAUGGGGUUUUUAUGAGUAUCAAACAAGUUGAAAUACUCUUCUUGAUGUGAAUGCCUGUUCUCCUGUUCUUCUUUUGCAGAUUGCUUUACUUGCUCUGCUUCCCAGAGAUCCGCUUCUUUUCUUCUCUGCUUUCUUCUUUCUGCCCCUCUUCCUCCCCCUCCUCUUCUUCCUCCCAUUCUUACCCCUUUCUAGAGAUUCAUUUUCACUACUUUAUUCAGAAUAACAUCUAUAGCAAAGAUUUCUACUUCUUUCCCGUAUGACUUUUCUCCCCAGCUCCAAACCUCAUAUUUCUGAUUGCCUCAGGAUAGUUCCCUUUUGACAUACUUUCCUGUCUUUAGCUCAAUCUCAACACAUUGAAAACACAACUCAUUCACUUGAAAAACACUUAUUAAAAUCUCACUAUAUGCUAGGCAGUAUGUUAAGCAUGCAUAUUGCUCUCUCUAAAAAUCAGUUCUGUAGGAAUCCCUUUCCCCUCCUGAUGGUCUCAUCCUUAUCCUGGUCUCCCACUCAGGGAACCUCCUGAUUAUUCUGCUCUGUGCUUCCUCAGUUCACCCUUUGCUCUCUUUUCUUUUGCUUCACCUAGUCACAUCCUGUGUGCCUGACAGCCAGUCUGCUGUAAUUGUCUUAGAACUGAUCCUCUUGACUCCACACCACUGCUAGGUUGAACAUCUAAAAGUCCUGUGCUGAUCCUCUCAGUCCCCUGCUCAUCAACUCUCAAGGACAACCUAUUACCAAACACCUUUGACCUCAACCUCUGGAGUUCUCAGCCCAGGACUGGAAGUUAGGAGAUCUGUUCUUGCCUUGGCUCUGCCAUAAAUACACCCUGUAACCUUGGAUGUGUUGCAACAUCUGCAAGGAUAGGAAUUUGAUCACUGCUAAGGUUCCUUCAAACUUGAUCAGUUCGCUGUUCUGUCUUUUGAAUGUUAAUUCCCAUUCAUCUCCUAUAUUAAGACUUUGGCUAAGUCUUGUGAUUUCUUGCCUUAUUGGAGCUUUUCUUCUAAUCUGAAUUCUUGCUUCUCUCUCCUUUUCCUUUACACACCCACACAAGUCCUAACCUCUCCAGGAAGUGUUUUGAAAUUAUGUUACCUGGGUUUGAGUUCUUGGCAUUAGCCUGUAUCAUCUAUUUGGUAUUAUUAUACUAUUAUAGCUGUUUAAAAAAAUCUUUUAUUACUGUUUG